Molecule: messenger RNA, 2353 nt
Organism: Spodoptera frugiperda (fall armyworm)
Lineage: Eukaryota; Metazoa; Arthropoda; Insecta; Lepidoptera; Noctuidae
Product: glycerol-3-phosphate phosphatase
Exons: 5
Coding region: 84-1091 (335 amino acids)
Cellular component (GO): cytoplasm
Molecular function (GO): phosphatase activity
Source: RefSeq, a predicted model, not a curated record
AACGUCAAUGCAAUAAGUGAUGAAAUGAUAACGAGGGCUGUCAUUUUUGACCUAGCCUAGCCCUCUGUGAGCAAGAAGUUGGAAUGAUUAGAUUUCUAAGCCAAAUUCCAAAAAUUCACAAGUUUUGUUACAGUAACGUUAUAGUGAGUAAUCAAUUUAGAGGUUUCAGCGCAAGUGGCACUAUGUUUAAGUCAGCAGUAUUUAAUCUUCAAGAAGCUUCUAAAGAUCAAGUUCAAGAGUUCCUAAACUCAUUUGAUACAGUGUUAACAGAUUGUGAUGGUGUUUUAUGGAUUGAUAACAAUGCCAUCUCGGGAUCAGCAGAUGCAAUGAAUUACUUCCGGAAAUUGGGGAAAAAAAUAUUUUAUGUGACAAACAAUUCAACAAAAAUUCGUAGUGAGUUUGCAAGUAAAGCAACUCAACUAGGCUUUAUUGCAAGUCAGGAAGAGAUACUGUCAACUGCUUACUUGGUGGCUCAUUAUCUAAAAGGUAUAGGAUUUACCAAAAAGGUAUAUUUACUGGGAUCAAAUGGCAUUGGAGAGGAACUGAAAGCUGUAGGUAUUAGACAUAUUGGAGUAGGGCCAGACCAUGUGAAACCAGAUUUCAAAUCAAUGCAGCCUUCAGAACUGGAUCCUGAAGUUGGUGCUGUGGUGGUGGGCUUUGAUGAACAUGUCAGUUACCCAAAGUUCAUGAAGGCUGCCUCUUACCUAGCAUCUGAAGAAUGUUUGUUCAUAGGAACAAAUACUGAUGAGAGGUUCCCUAAAGGUGGCUCUAUUGUUGUACCUGGUACUGGCACAUUAGUAAGGGCAGUUGAGACAUGUUCAGAGAGAAAAGCCCUUGUUCUUGGGAAGCCUCAUAAUUAUGUGCGGAAGUAUCUUGAAUCAUGCGGCUUAAAUCCAGCUAGGACUUUGAUGAUUGGAGACAGAUGCAACACGGACAUAGAACUGGGUGUCCGCUGCGGCUUCCAAACCCUGCUUGUUCUGUCAGGUGUGACUUCACCUAAAGAUCUGGAGAAACUCCGCAACGAAAAAACUCCGCCAUUACCGGAUGUUGUUUUACCGAAAUUGGGAGAUUUACUUUCCCUUGUAUCAUAGGAAAAUAUUAAAUAAAUAGUAGCUGAUUUUAUAGUAGAAUGUUCAAAUCAUAGGUCAAUUCUAAAGCAAGGGUAGUAUUCAUAAGCAGUGUACUCACACCAUGUAUUAUUAAGUUACAAAUCAUACAAAAUAGAAAAUGCAUUAGAUAAGUACAACUCUCAACUGGCACAAUGUGAUGUUAAAUAUUUAAUUUUAUUUAUUUUAACAUAAUAUGUUGAUAUCAGCUUUCUUACUGUGUUUUAUCUGACUGUGAUUAUUUUUUAUAAAUUGUCCUAGGUAUAUUUUAAGGCAAGCAAUAUUAUUAGACCCACCUAACCAAACUUACAAUUUUGUUCCUUCAUGUUACAUUACAUUAAUAAUAUGUCUUUCCCUAACAAAUCACUGUUGAAUGUAGCCUUUAGCACCUUAGAUCUUAUAACCUAGAAAUGACAAAGGAACUUGUAAUUCUCUAUUAUUUUAUACUACUUACGUUUUUGAGCAUAGUUCUCAAACACACUAUAAUCACUUAGUUUUCAUUGUACAAAAUAAAAUACUAUAACGAUAAUAGUCUUCCGGUUCGAUGAAUGUUUAUAUUCAUAUAUAUUAAAGUACCCAUAUGUAUCGGCAUACAACUUUAAGGUAAAUUUAGCCUGAAGUUGAAAACUAAUUAGUUUAAGCGCAAUUUUAGUUAUAUACUCGUGAAAUAUCAUUUAUCUUUGACUUAUUGCCGUGAUUCAUUUCAAAUACUGGACUAAAUGUCUAUGUAUAACUGCCUACAGCUUUGUACCUAUGCAUAUUGUUGUGAGAUAUAAUCAAUAGAACUAAAAAAUAUUAUACUUACCUAAUUUGGUAAAAGAAUGUCAAAUAAGCAUUUCUUAACUUCAAUUGGGUACCUACAUUGUUACAAUUACGAGUUACUUGUUAAUAAGACUAGGUAAUUAACCUUAAAAUCACUUCAAUAUUAUUUUUUAUCUUAAAUAUUUGUGACCCGCAUUUUAUAUAAUUUGAAUCCUAUGUAUUAUCAUUAUUUUUGUCGUAUCCCCAACCCAAUAUUGUGAAACAUUCAUAUUGAAUAAGUGUUAAGGACAUUACGUAACAAUAAAUAAUAUAAGGGGACUAUAAUAUUGUUAUUUUACUAAUAAGUACUUUGUUACUAUAUUUUAAAACUGCUUUGUUGGCUCGUCACUGUAUGUGUUCAUUUGUAUACAGAAAAAUGAAAUAAUAUUUUAUUACAGUUGUGGAAUAUAUAAUGUUGCUUUUAAUAAAAUAUUUACAUCGUUAAA